Molecule: messenger RNA, 579 nt
Organism: Staurois parvus
Lineage: Eukaryota; Metazoa; Chordata; Amphibia; Anura; Ranidae
Source: the annotation of a GenBank genome assembly
GACACGGCACAUACACGAUAUUGUCCAAUGAAUUGGCCCUGCCCUCCAGAUCAUGUGAUUCAGGUGCUCCAAUCCCCUCCAUGGACACAGGUGUAUACAAUCAAGCCCCUAGGCAUGCAGACGGCUUCUACAAACAUUGGUGAAAGAAUGGGUCGCUCUCAGGAGCUCAGUGACUCCAAGCGUGGUCCCGUGAUAGGUGGCCACCUGGGCAAUAAGUCCAUCCGUGACAUUUCCUGGCUACUAAAUAUUCCACGCUCAACUGUUAGUGGGAUUAUAACAAAGUGGAAGCAACUGGGAACAACAGCCACUCAGCCACCAAGUGGUAAGCCACGUCACAUGACAGGGCGGGGUCAGCGCAUGCUGAAGCGCGCAGUGCGCAGAAGUCACCAACUGUCUGCAGAGUCAAUAGCUAAAGACCUCCAAACUUGGUGUGGCCUUCAGAUGAGCCCAACAAGAGUGUGUAGAGAGCUUCAUGGAAUGGGUUUCCAUGGCCGAGCAGCUGCAUCCAAGCCUUCCAUCACCAAGUGCAAUGCAAAGCAUCAGAUGCCGUGGUGUAAAGCACGCCACCACUGGACUCUA